AUGGCUGCCAUCAAGGCUCUGGAGCAGUGGUGCAGGCUGCAGUGUGAGGGCUACCGAGACGUGGCCAUCACCAACAUGACCACCUCGUUCAGGAGCGGCCUGGCGUUCUGCGCGCUCAUACACAAAUACAGACCGGACCUCAUAGACUAUGACUCACUCAGAAAGGAGGAUGUGUUUGAGAACAACACGCUGGCUUUUCAGGUGGCGGAGGACAAGUUGGGGAUCCCAGCUCUGUUGGAUGCAGAAGACAUGGUGGCUUUAAGGAUCCCAGACAGGCUGAGCAUCCUCACCUACGUCUCCCAGUAUUACAACUACUUCAAAGGACGGCCUCCCAUGGGAGGUGUAAAGAGGCCAGCAGAGGGCUCCAAGGAGGAGCCGUCAGAGAAGAAAAACCUCCCCGUGGUUGCCAAAAGCUUCGUGCCUAAAGCCGCCAUUGAGAACUGCCUACCUUCCGCCCGUGCGGCUCAGGCCUCGGCCAGGCCGGCCAGAGCCGCCGGCCAGGUGGUCUUGGCAGAAAACGCCAACAAAAACGGGACUCUGAACAGCAAGUGUGUUGCUUGCAAGAGCCACGUUCAUCUGGUUCAGAGGCACUUUGUAGAAGGAAAGCUGUUCCACAGAAGCUGCUUCAAAUGCAGCGAGUGCUCCGUGGUGCUUCAUGCAGGAGGCUACAAACCCGGGAAGAAUCCAGACACCUUUAUCUGCAACGCUCACCAGAGCGGCGUCAAACCUCCCCCGGCUAACGACCCCUCCAGAACCGGGCCCGCCGGCCGGGCUGCACCCAGUCCCUCCUCGGCGCUGACCGCCCCGCUGAAGGUCGUCCAGAAGCCGUUCGCUCCGGCUCCGCCGUCGCACUCCUGGACGGCCGGCGCCCAGAAGACGCAGGCGGCUCGGCAGAAGUUUUUCCAGGCCGCUCCUCAAGUUCCGAAGGUCUCGACGGGUAACGGGAAACCUGCGGAGCAGCAGAGCGCUGCAGGGAGACCCAGGAUCCCGCUGGGCGGUGAGGACGAGAAGAACAGACCCAGGAUGACGAGCGGGAAGAAACUGGCCGAGCAGAACUUCAACAAUAACAACAAACGACCGUUUACCAUCAGAUCAGCAGAGAGACGGUUUGGCGACGAGCCAAGUCCGGCCGACGGGCCUCAUCUGAGACGGGAACACUGCAGCCAGCGCCCGGCAGGAAGCGGCGCGGGACGGUCUCCCUCCAGCCUCGCAAACAAUCAGGAACCGCCGUGUGCGAAGGCCGUCGACAAAGACAGCGCCAGGCCCGCCGCUGGACACGGGACGGCCAAAGAUGCAGGCUUCAAGGAGUGGAACAUAAAGCUCAAGCCUGUGACAAGAGAGCUGGGACUCAAUGAUGCUGAAGCCUUCCCGGAGCAACACACACCUGCCUUCUCGUCCACGGGUCCUCCGGUCUCCAUCAGCGCAGCCCGGCCUCCAGUCGGCCUCCAUCAGCCCGAUCCCGCCCCCUUUAAGGAAGUCACACCUCCGAAACCUCCGCCUGGCCCUGAAAGCUUAGGCUUUAAACACGGGAGUCGCUCACCUGUGAAAUCCUCUCCCAGACAGCCGGCGGAGGAGUCCGUCACCCCUCUGACGACUGCGCCCAGUCAUGGAAAUCCCUCAGCUGCUAAAAAGGGAAAGUAUUUGUCACCCACCAACGCCUCCAGGCCUGAAAUGAGGUCACCCUCUGCGGCGUCUUAUCACCGUCCCGUGGAGCAGAUCGAGCGGGAGCUGGAGGAUAUCGAGGCGAACGUGGCUCAGCUGGAGAAGGAGGGCGUGGAGCUGGAGAAGAGGCUGCGCAGCUGCGAGGAAGAGGGUGAGGGGGACAUACUGAUGGACCCGCUGAUGGUCGACUGGUUUAACCUCAUUCGGAAAAAGCAGAUGUACAUUAGGAAAGAGUCCGAGCUGGUGUACAUAGCCAGGACCCAGGAGCUGGAGCGGCAGCAGCCAGGUGUGGAGGGGGAACUCCGCAGGCUGCUGGAGAAGCCAGAUCACUUGAAGUCCGGAGAGGAGCGGCAGCGGGAGCGCGGGCUGCUGCAGAGGCUGAUGGACAUCGUGGACGGCCGGAACGCCAUCGUGGAAGGUCUGGACAAGGACAGGCUGAGGGAGGUGGAGGAGGAUCAGCAGUUGAACACGAUGAUGCAGAAUCUGGGACUGAAGAGAGCCAAAACUAAGAGGAAAUCCUCCCUCUCCAAACUGUUCAGGCGCAGAAAUAAAAGACGAGUUGAAUGAUCCUGAAGGGAAUUUCUUUUUUCUUUUUUUUUUCUUUUUUUUUUUUACAAUUUUUAAAACUAAGUUAAUAUAAUUUUUACUGUCUUAAUAAUCAUUUUAAAGAUUAAAGCUUUUUAUAUUUCACUGCUGAAGUAGGCGGUGUGAUAAUGAGCAGGAAACGGGAGGGUUAUGGAAUUAUUGGACAUGAAGGAUUACACUGAUAUUUAAUCUGCACUCUGAAAAUGUUCAAUCUCAAACGUUGGGUUCGUUUGUUCUAAGAAUUCACCUUCACUUCUUGGUUUGUUCUUUAGUGAAGUGGGACAUUUCUGUUUUCCAAAUGAGCUGUAAUGUUUUUUUUUUUUCUUUCUCAUUUAUUUCUCUGUUUAAAGAAAAAAAAAAAAGGUGUGUGUUACAUGCUCAUGUGUGUAUUCAGCACAGGGGUUAGAAGAAAACCACAACUUAUGGAUCUGCCUGAUACCUAUAGAGACUAUAUAUUUGUAGGAUGGCCGGAGUGACGUAACGUAUUAAUUUUAUCAAUAUAAAAUGUGCUUGGUCAAAAAAAGAAGAAAAAAAAAAUGUAAAACUAUCAUGGUGUGUAAAUGACGGAGGAGCACUGGCUGCUCCUCGCGGAAUGAGGAGUCAAAACGUGUAAUCCUUCGGCGGUCUUGAUCCGAAAUGAAAUUAUUUCAGUAUUUAUUAAAUAAUGGAUUUUAACAAAUUUCCUGUAAGGAUAUUAGGCCGAGCCUUGACAAUUAACUUUGAAUAGCUGUGGAGUGUAAAAUUGAAGGAGCCACACAUGUUGAGCUGCAGCUCCAGUUCCUCUCUCGCGCUGUACUGUAGGUGGCAGCCUGGGUAUGCUGUAUCACCGGGCCACAACUUGGAAAUCCAAUUUGCCACAGUGCAGACAGUUAAUUUCUUUGCUAAUUUUAUAAAUGCUGCAAAAAUGUUCGGCUGCGCUGAUGCAAUAAUGUUAUGUGAAAGAGGAUUAGGCAGAGCAGUAGCUUAUGGCUGGCGGAGGCUUAUAAACUAUAGGUUGUAUUGAGCUCUUUAUCUUCAAACCUGGUUUAAUUAAACGUUACUCUUUACUAAUAUCUGCAUCAGAAUUGCUCCGUAUACCUGAGCUAUUAAAAAUGUUUGAAAACGUGGAGUCGCUCGCCUGUGAAAGUGGCAUCCGCCCGUGUUUGCGCCGGAACGCCGCAUCUUUAAAGUAUUAUUGAAUGCUCUGUUCAUGUUCUGUAUUUAUAGCGUUUUUUUUUUUUUUAAACUUGAAAUCUGUUUUCCCAAUAAAUCCUUUGAAGAUUA
This is a messenger RNA of Salarias fasciatus (jewelled blenny), 3510 nucleotides long. It is a transcript of the gene micall2a, whose product is annotated as mical-like 2a. The record is from RefSeq and is a predicted model, not a curated record. Bases 1 to 2229 code for a protein of 742 amino acids. Gene Ontology annotation, molecular function: protein binding. NCBI's taxonomy places the organism in Eukaryota, Metazoa, Chordata, Actinopteri, Blenniiformes, Blenniidae. The transcript is spliced from 17 exons.